GUAAUCGACAAGAACGGGGCAACGAUAUCUAAACUCGCGCCAAACCGGGGAUUAUGGCAGAUAUGUUUAAAUCAAUAUGGGCGGCGUGAGCUGAAACGGACUUUCGUCGUCGACAACGAUUGUGGGACGACUUGGGAGUUGCAAUGUAUAGACAGAAGUUACAGCAGGGGAACAGAACAUCGGACAGGGUGCAAUCUUCUCCCGGUAACCUUAGAGAUCGGUCAGUGCUUACAAACAGAAACAAGAGCAAAGAUACCGAAUGGGAACUGCUGAGUGCCUGGGACAUCGGUGACGAUUCCGAUGAGAUUGGGGGAUUAGGUAUUGUCUCAUGGAACAAACGCAGCGCCAAACCCAAGCCAGAAACCAAUCACGCGCAUUCACAAAAUGCAUGGCAACAGUAUCUAUGCACAACAGGAACAAAAUGUACCUAUAUCGAAGACGUGAAAGAGUUUGUGGAGUCGAGUCUUGAUCCUCGCUUGAAACCACGCGCGCGCUCAGCGCCGGAGCGACCGAGCGUGUCGGAGAUUGUAUCUGAAAUAAAAGAGGAUAAAAAAGACAUUACAAAAAGUAAGCAUUUAAAUGGAAUUUAUUCAAGUACUAAAACUUUUGAUCAAAAACGGACACUUAUGCAUAGGGCGUCCGCCGGUAGCUAUGGUAGCCAUCGAACUGCAGGACAUCAUGGCGGAUCUUCCGAGUCCGCUCGACACAGAAGCAGUUCGUCGGGGGAUAUUUCGAAUAGUAGAACUGCGAAAAGUGCGAUCAAUAUGUCGCGGCUUAUUAUUAGUAUCGGGGAGCGUAAGCACGACUUGGCGAUUAAAAACGGAAAAUCUACAGAAAAACAAAAUGGUAUUAAUAACAAAACGUUCUCUGAUAAGAAAACGCCCACUUUUUCAAGAUCCACCGAAACUUCAGGCGCCGCAACUCCGAACGAGAGCCCACCGACACCAAUCCCAGCGCCACGAACGGAAAACGACCAAUCUCCGAAUGCGGUGAAAUUUUCGUACACCAAAUCGAAAACGCCUGGUAGUACGACAACUCUGCUUUCCGAUAACACUGACUCUAGUUCCGGGAGAGAUUCCGCCACCAAUGGCGAUGAAAGGAAUUUACACUCGUCGCCCUCUAAGAGGGCGCACUUUAUUUACCAACCAGAAAGUACAGCCUCUUAUUAUCCACGUGCAAACAUUGACCACAAGCUACAAAAACAUACAAGUAAAUGCAACGUAUUCGACUCGCAGACAGUGAGUGUGUCAGAUAUAUUAAACAGUACGCCGAGAUUGGAGAGACAUAUCACUUUAACAGAAAACGAUAGCCCUCAGGGGGCUAAAAAUAAUAACAGAUUCAAGGUGAAAACGCCCUCAAAGGACUCGCAUAGAACAGACAAAACCGAAGGUUCGUCUUUUCCGCCUGUUUACAGCAGGCCGACAACAGAAACAUCGACUCAGAGUUUACAAUUAACACACAACGGAACGUCGGCAAAAACGUUACCAAGAGUCUCAUCGACUUCGAAGUUAGUUGGUGACGCUGAGAACGGUUCGGAAAUAGGGUACUGUGAAAAUGGCCAAAUAGAAGAGGGUUAUAUUGACCCGGAGAGUGAACUCGGUAUGGUAAUGUUACGAGAGGGCGUUGACCUCAGUCGGUUUACUGAAAAGCUAUAG
Saccoglossus kowalevskii is the source of this 1655-nucleotide messenger RNA. RefSeq lists its product as uncharacterized. The record is from RefSeq and is a predicted model, not a curated record. NCBI's taxonomy places the organism in Eukaryota, Metazoa, Hemichordata, Enteropneusta, Harrimaniidae.